AUGUCUAAAUUUAUCGCCAGUGAUAAACAUGUCUCUGGAUAUCCUUCAGACCACGCUGAUUCAAGCACAUCUCUAAUGGCGGGAGAUGAAGGGCUACCUUUUAACGCUGAUAGUCGCGGCCAGUUUAAAGGAUCUCGCCGCUCCGCUCGACGAUGUUUUACACAAUGGCAAAACUGGUCUCUAAUAAUUACCUUGCUGUUUCUUAUUGCUGGUCUUUCAGUCUGGGCCAAUGUAAUAAUUUUGCUGGGAGGCUUUCGGUGUUAUACUACGCCUGGAACUGAUCAUUUUGUGCCAGACUUGCUCUAUUCGAAUCGAGUUACAUUCCAGCUUCACAAGUUUUAUGGCGGACCACCUUCCAAUGCUACGGAUGAGAUGUGGGAGAGAAUAUCCCCACCCGGCAAAGGGAUCAUCGAAGUUCCAACAGAGUACACCGGCAGCCUGCCUGCCUCACUCCCUGCGCCCAACAACCCUGACACAGCAAAAGUAUACGGAGUCUCUAUGUUCCACCAACUCCAUUGCCUGAACUUUCUUCGACUUGCCUACUAUCCUGGGGGCGUCACAACAAUGACCCCCGACGAAUUCGUCCUCCACCGCGAUCACUGCUUAGACUAUAUCCGUCAGGCAAUAAUGUGCGCGGGCGAUGUGACACUCGAGCCCCUGACAAAAGUCGGUAUUAACGGUAUGGGAGCUGUUCACCAAUGCCGCGAUUUUGAUCACAUUUUCAGCUGGGCGUAUGAACGUCGCUUGUAUAAAGUGAGGGGGUCGGGGUAUACUGGUGGAGUUGUUACGCAUGUGCUUGCACACGGGAGUGACAUUGGGGAUGAGGGGAUUGGGGGUGAGCAUGGGCAUUGA
This is a messenger RNA of Pseudogymnoascus verrucosus, 852 nucleotides long. RefSeq lists its product as uncharacterized. The record is from RefSeq and is a predicted model, not a curated record. NCBI's taxonomy places the organism in Eukaryota, Fungi, Ascomycota, Leotiomycetes, Thelebolales, Thelebolaceae. Gene Ontology annotation, biological process: mycotoxin biosynthetic process. The transcript is spliced from 4 exons. The coding region runs from base 1 to 852 and encodes 283 amino acids.